Nannospalax galili (Upper Galilee mountains blind mole rat) is the source of this 1626-nucleotide messenger RNA. RefSeq names its product rhophilin associated tail protein 1 like (gene Ropn1l). NCBI's taxonomy places the organism in Eukaryota, Metazoa, Chordata, Mammalia, Rodentia, Spalacidae. Bases 857 to 1513 code for a protein of 218 amino acids. The transcript has 5 exons. The record is from RefSeq and is a predicted model, not a curated record.
AGAGUGGGCGUCGUUGGCGGCGUGGGUCCUACGGGCGUCAGGGACUGCAGAGGCCGCCAGCCGGCUGCGGAGGCAAGUGACGCACAGCCGCAGAUGGGCCUUCGGGCCUGUGCACACCGCAGCCGGUCACCCCGCCGGAAGGGGAGCCACCUUGCUCCCCGGUCACCACACUGCUCUCCCUGGACGUGUCCUGGAUGGAGACCGCAGGACCUGCCGGAACCACCGCCCCACUGACUCCUUCCUCCCCAGGAGGCUGAGCUCACCCCUACGCUCGCGGCCUACUUCCGGCCGCCUACUUCCCCAGCGCUCGCUUCCCGGGGACCCUGGGGUGCCCUCCGAGGCCGCGCCGCCGUCAGCCCCGAACCUGAGCGCCUUCUCACCGGCACCCAACACGGCCUCGACCAAAUAGAGACCGGUUUGAGGCAACCUCGCUGCCUGGUGGGAAGAGCCUAUUCGCCUGGGGCGUGGCCGCUGCGUCACCCCAGGGGUCACGGGGGGGAGGGGUCGCUGCGUCCCCUCUGCCUGGCACUCCGCAGUUCGAAAGCCGCGGGUUAGCCAAGCGUUCCCACUGCGCAGGCGCAGCGCUUCCAGGGGCCCGAGGCGCGUGCGCGUGCGCAGCGCGGGGGGGCUACGCUUCGCGGUUGCCUGGAUACGGCGACGCCACAAUGUGGACGCGAGCGCUGGGCGGGGCAGAGAGCGGCUGUGGGGCCUCAGUUCUGGAGGAGCUCGCUGAGGCGGUAGGCAAGGGUUCCCGCUCGCUGCGCCCCGCCAGCCUCCCAGCAGCCGACCCGUGAUCCCCCCUACUGCACACCGUGAUCCACGCCCCCAUCGGGGCCGACGCUGUCUGCCGAGAGCGAUGCCGCUUCCGCAGACCGUGUUCUGCGCGCAGCAGAUCCACAUCCCGCCAGAGCUGCCCGACAUCCUGAAGCAGUUCACCAAGGCUGCCAUCCGCACCCAGCCGGCCGACGUGCUGCAGUGGUCCGCAGGGUAUUUUUCAGCUCUAUCCAGAGGAGACCCACUUCCUGUAAAAGACAGAAUUGAAAUGCCUGUGGCCACUCAGAAAACUGACACAGGCCUGACCCAGGGACUCUUGAAAGUCCUACACAAGCAGUGUAGCCACAAAGAAUAUGUGGAAUUAGCAGAUCUUGAGAAGAAGUGGAAAAAUUUGUGCCUGCCAGUAGAAAAAUUCAGAGCUAUCCUACAACUGGAUCCUUGCGAGGACAAAAUUGAGUGGAUAAAAUUUUUAGCGCUUGGAUGUAGCACCCUGGGUGGGUCAUUGAUCACGGCCAUGAAGAACGCCUGUGAGAUCCUCACUGCUGACCCCGAGGGCGGGCCUGCUCGAAUCCCAUUCAAGUCUUUUGCCUACAUCUACCAGUACUUGUCCGGUCUGGACCCAGAGCUCCCUGCUGCAGAUACAGAAAGCUAUCUUGCCACUUUAAAAGAGAAGUCAGAAUCUAAAAAGAAUGGCAUGAUAGGACUUUCGGACUUAUUCAUCCCCAAAAGGACAAUAUAGAAAACCUCGAAGAGAAAGCUCUGAAGACAUACCAUUAAUACUGAGAGGAACACAUUUAAUGUCAAAAUAGUACUCUGAAAACCUUGGCAACAAAUACAACUUGUCAUUAAUCA